Entelurus aequoreus (snake pipefish) is the source of this 5245-nucleotide messenger RNA. It is a transcript of the gene arhgef28a, whose product is annotated as Rho guanine nucleotide exchange factor (GEF) 28a. Gene Ontology annotation, molecular function: guanyl-nucleotide exchange factor activity. Gene Ontology annotation, biological process: regulation of Rho protein signal transduction. The transcript is spliced from 31 exons. The coding region runs from base 522 to 4472 and encodes 1316 amino acids. The record is from RefSeq and is a predicted model, not a curated record. Lineage: Eukaryota; Metazoa; Chordata; Actinopteri; Syngnathiformes; Syngnathidae.
AAUUCAGUGUCCAAAAAUGCUUCUGUAAUAAAGACAAAAAAAUAACCAGCAUGAAAUUGACAUCUGUCUGGGUCACGUGACACCUUUGUUGCCAGGCAGACUUCGAGGAGCACCAUUAAGGUGUGCCCAAUGAGCCAUACGCUAAAAGACACGCCCACUUUGUUUAUGACAACUAGGGGGCGCCAGAGUACUAGCAAAACCCGGAAGUAACACAUUGUUUUUUAAAGUCAUCUUCUGUUUAAAAUGCGAAAUAGAAAGUAGGAAAAACAGCGGCAUGUGUUGUUUACAUAACGAGGACAACUUCAUUGCCAUAAACAUAACAUAUUUGUAGGGGGAGGUCUUGUGUCAACAGGAGGAGGACUCUUCCAGAAGGCUCACCUCACCUGCUCACACACGAGUGGACGAGGCGGAUGGAGACGACAUUCUUCGUCUUAAAAGUCCUAAAAAAAAAGUCUCACUACAGCGGGAUUGAAGCCACAAAAACGUGACAGCGAUAUCAGCUGACUCCUUCCGUGGGCAAGAUGGCGGAAGACCGACUAAAUAGAGCUGAGGGGACCGACAAUGGUGGUCUUUGUCCUGUUGAAGGAGUUGGCGAGGAGCUGACAGGGCAGGAGACGGUUCCGGUGGACACUUCACAGGUUUUUGAAGAGCAUCCAGUCAUCUGUGAUGAUGAUGAAGAAGAAGAGCAGCCCUGGUCUUCAUGUGUAAACCGGGCUCACAUGCAGUCCCAGGGUGUCCAGUUCUCCCAGAAUGCAACGGUGCCUCCACCUUCCAUGAACGGCUGCAGCAGCGACGUGACACAGGUCGGCGAUGUGGACCCUGAGUGCGGCAUCAGCGGCGUGACGAGUGACAGCACCGAGACCGACGCCGCCGCCGUUUCGGACGCGGAUGACCUCCUGGUUGCCACGGAUACGCCGCCACCGCCGCUCGCCAUGGACCCUCUCAUGGACGCCUCCAUCCUCAGUCCCAGCCACGUGUCCCUGGAGCUGGACAGCGAGGACGACGGCGCAGAGAGAACUAGCCCCGCCCCCGACCUUGGUUGCACUCGCAGCCUCUCCGCCUCCUCGGCGCCUGACCCCGCCUCCAAAGUAACAAACGUCCGGCUGCGCUCCUAUUCAUACUCCAAAGUCGGCCUGCGUCCUUCUCGCUUCGUCCAGGAUGGACACGCUUGCAGCGCGGAUGUGCCAUCUCACGGCGUCAGCCACAGUCGAUCUCUCCUUCAGGCCCUCUCUCUGUCUAAGUCUCUGUCCCUGCUGCACCCUGCUAAGCAAAAAGCCUCAGAGCAGCCGCAUGAGAAAAGGGAGUUUAGUUUCCGCCACGGAGCCCAGUCGGACGAGGGCGAGACGGCGCUGGUGGAGACGCUCCAGCAUCUCACCCUGUCUGAGUUCCUCAAAGAGAUUGAAGAGGAGGAGCAGGACCGGUGCAGCGUGCCGGCCAAAGCAGAGUCGGAGAAGUACAAAGUCAUCCGCACCUUCAGUUUCCUCAAGAGCAGGAUGUCCAACACGCGCAACAAGACCAAGGCCAAAGGGAAGAAGGACAAACAGAACCCCCAUCGCUUCUCCACUGGCUCCUGUCUGGGCCCUGUCAUGUGUGUGGUGUGCGAUAAGCCCGCCUUUCAGAAAGACCUUCUGCAUUGCCCCACCUGCACCGCCACGGUCCAUAAAAGCUGCAAGGAGUCAGUGCCGCCAUGUUUAAAGAAACUGCAGGAGAAGAACACGGUUGCCAUGGUGAAGAGCAGGACGGCAUCCCUCCCGCAGAAUUUCACGGUGAGAGAGAGUCCUCCUCAAAGUGGGACGCCCCCCGCCAACCCUUCAGCCGCCAUCACUUUCAAGGACGCCUGUGACGGUCGACUAAGCGAGAGUUCCGAGUCUGAGAUGGACACCUGUAAGGUGAGCUGUCAAUCAGAAGACCUCCAGGCGACUUCCUCCGUCUCCAGCGAGUGGACCCCGGCAGAAGAAUACAGCGACCUCGCCGCCGACGCCGAAGAGUACAAGGCAGAGUCGUGGAGUUUGGCGGUGGAGCACAAGUUCUACAAGAAGCAGGACAGACGAGUGGCCAAGAGACAGGACGUCAUCUACGAGCUGAUGCAGACGGAGCUUCACCACCUCCAGACGCUGCACAUCAUGGCCCGGGUGUUCCGCAGAGGCAUGCGGGAGGAGGUGCAGCUCGACGCCGAGGCGGUGGAGCGCAUCUUCCCGUGUCUGGACCAGCUGGUCCUCCUCCACCACGCCUUCUUCACCGCCAUGAAGGAGCGGCGGCAGCGCUCGGCACAGCCCCAGGAAGACAGGAACUACCUCAUCCAGCGCAUAGGAGAUGUGCUGCUGCAACAGUUUUCAGGCGAGGGCGGGGAGAAGAUGCGCCACGUUUACGGGGAAUUCUGCAGCCGACACAACGAAGCCGUGGCGUGGUUCAAAGACCUCCUGCAGAACAACAAGAGAUUCCUGAACUUCAUCAAGCAACAAGGUGUUAACUCCUUGGUGCGACGGAGGGAGAUCCCAGAGUGCAUCUUGCUGGUCACACAAAGGAUCACUAAGUAUCCCGUGCUGCUGGAGAGGAUCCUCCAGUACACGCAAGGGGACACCCGGGAGCACGCCGACCUGUACGCAUCACUGGCGCACAUCCGCGAGCUGAUCACGGCCGUGGACGUGCGCGUCAGCGAGUACGAGCGGCGCCAGCAGCUGCGGGAUGUGUGGAGCCGCACGGAGAGCCGCAGCACGGCCAAGCUGAAGAACGGGCGGACCCUCCGCAAGCAAGACAUGAUGGGGCAGACGCUCAAGCAUCAGGGGGCGCUGCUGUGGAAGACGGCCACGGGGAGACUCAAAGAUGUCCUGGCUCUCCUGCUUACAGACUCCCUGGUCUUCCUGCAGGAGAAGGACCAGAAGUACUCUUUCGCCACUGUAGACCAGAAGCCGCCCGUCAUCAGCCUGCAGAAGCUAAUCGUGCGGGAGGUGGCCAACGAGGAGCGAGGCAUGUUCCUUAUUAGCGCCUCGGCCGCCGGGCCCGAGAUGUACGAGGUCCACGCGGCGUCCAAGGAAGAGCGUAACGCCUGGAUGAGGCUGGUCAGAGAGGCGGUGGAGAGCUGUCCGGAAGAGGAGGACGACUACAUGAGCGAGUCUGAAGAGGAGAAGCGGGUUGCAGAGGCUCGCUUUCAGAAGGUCCAGAAAAUACAAGAGAGCCUAAUGAGCCAGGACCAGCAGAUCUGCUCCAGCCUGGAGGAAAAGCUCCAGAUGUACGCGGCGCUCUCGGCCCUCAGCGGGAAGGCGGAUGCGCCGCUCGACGAGCCGCUGCUGCUCGUGCGCCCGUGCCCCGACGAGCCGCCGCAGGCCGGCGUGCUGCUGGCAGCCGCCAUGCAAGAAGCCGAGAAUCUGAAGGCCACCUUGAAGUCCAGAACUCCGUCCGUGCGCAGCUGGGACUCUGGCAGAGACUCCGCCUCUCUCGUCAGUCCCGUGACACCCACAGCGCCGCCCUCUAACCACCAGGCUUCACCCGAGGAGCCCGCUAAGGGGUGUUGGACGAAGACCACUGAGCUUCUAUCGCCCACUUACUUGCAAGGAACAAACAAGGACUUAAAGAUUGCUCGCAGUGUCCAGAGCCUCACGCAGCUGCUCUACAGCCUGCAGGCGGCCGUGACCAUCCAGGACAGCUGCCACGAGCUCCACAGGCUCCUCCUCGGAGGAGACGGCCGCACUUCGCCUCGCCGUCAAGGCCUGCAAGAACAGGAGAAACAGCGCCACCUGGAGAAGAGGAAGGAGGAGGCGGUCUCCACCCGGCGCCUACAGGAGCGCCUCCGGCAGGACCGCGAGCGCUGGGAGCGGGAGUGCCACGCCCGGGAGAGCCGGCUGGGGGAGAAGGAGAGCUGCGUGGGGGAGAGGGAGCGGCAGUGCCACCUGGAGGCGGAGAGGCUGAGGCGCGAGCGGGAGGAGCUGGACGAUCAGCUGGAGGAGUACCGGCAGAACCUGGAGAGGCUCCGCGAGGGCCAGGGGAGCGUGGAAAAGGAGCGGGAGCGGCUGGAGAACCGCAGGAAGCUCCUCCAGACGUGGAGUCACAUCCCUCACAUGCUCAUCCCUCUGGACGGCCAGCAGGACUCCUGCGGACACGCUGGAAACGGUUCGGUUUUCGUGAACGAGGCGGCGCUGGCCGGUGGCGUAGGGGGGGAAGGAGGCCUGGGGGGCCUGAACAACCGCUGCCGCAAAGGCAGCGACGCCAGCGCACACAACUGCCUCAACGCCUUGCUGGCCAGGUCCAACAGCAGACAGCCCGCCACGGACAAGACCACCACCAGCAGUAGUCCGGACUUGGACAGCCAGCAAUGGAGGACGGGGCGGGGCUACCAAGCGGGGCUGGACACGCCUUCUGAUGGCAGCUGCCCCUCCCGCCCUUCCGACUCGCAACUGGACCUCAGCCACCUGGUUUCCAUGGAGACGGACAGCAGAGACGAGGACGUCCCGGAGGAGAGCAUCGUGUACCUCUGAAACGAGGACCAUCAUGGACCUUUCACAAAGUAUUUAUUGGUGUUUUAUUGUUUUAAGGCCCUGCAGACUGUUUUAUAUUCAAGGCGUGUCUUUAAAAGUGUGUCUUUGUGUGAGCUAUAGUAGGUUCCUGCAGGCUCUUUGCGCUCCCCCUGCUAGUCAGCGCCCGUUUAUGGGGUGCCGAAUGGAAACAUUCAGUCACACUUUUCUAGCAGAUAUUUUGAACAUUCAGCUCACUUUUCUCACAUUUCAGCUUUAACAUUUAAAAUGAUAUUUAACAUUUAAAUUCAACAUGUAGAUUUAGAUUAAACAUUUAGCUUUUACAUUUAGAUUUAGAUUACACAUUUAGCUUUAACGUUUCUAUUUAGAUUAAACAUUCAGCUUUAACAUUUAGAUUUAAAAUUUAACAUUUAGGUUUAACAUUGAGAUUCAGGUUAAACAUUUGGCUUUAACUUAGAUUUAGAUUAAACAUUUGGCUUUAAUAUUUAGAUUGAGAUUAAACAUUUGGCUUUAACAUUUAGAUUUAGAUUAAACAUUCAGCUUUAACAUUUAGAUUUUAAAUUUUACAUUUAGGUUUAAUAUUGACAUUCAGGUUAAACAUUUGGCUUUAACUUUUAGAUUUAGAUUAAACAUUUGGCUUUAAUAUUUAGUUAGGUUUAACGUUUAAAAUGUAGCUUUAACGUUUAGAUGUUUAUUCAACAUUUGUAUUUAAUGGCAAGAUUUAACAUUCAGCUUUAACUUUUAGAUUAAACAUUCAGGUUCAAAUGCAGCAUUUA